AUGGACUUCUCUUGCUUUCCAAAUCUUGUUUUUCUCAAUCUUAGUAGUCAUGAACUCAAUGGGACCACGGAGGAUUUUAUGUUCAAUAUAAGCCAUCUGUCAACAUUAACGCACCUUGACUUGUCUUUCAAUAUUUUACAUGGUUGCUUAUCUCCUCAAAUCGGUAAUCUCACCCAAUUAGAGUUUCUUGAUUUUUCAUAUAACCAAAUCCAUGGAUCCAUCCUAGUAGAAAUUGAAAAGUUAAAGAGUUCGGUGACUCUCAAUCUAUUUGAUAAUAAGUUAUUUGGUUCAAUUCCUUCUAAUCUAGGCGAGUUAGCCAAUUUAGAGACCCUGGAUUUGUCUAAUAACUUUCUUAAUGGUUCCAUUCCUUCCGCUUUAGGUGAGUUAACCAAUUUAGAGAUCCUGGUUUUGUCUAAUAACUUUCUUAAUGGUUCUAUUCCUUCCGCUCUAGGCAAGUUAACUAAUUUAGAGACCCUGGAUUUGUCUAAUAACUUUCUUAAUGAUUCCAUUCCUUCCACUCUAUUUCAAUUAUCCAAUUUGGUCUCCAUGGAUCUAUCAAACAACUCCCUCAUCGGUCCAAUCCCCUCCUCUUUAGGCUUUUUGCACAAGCUAGAAAAUUUGCUUCUUGACUUCAAUAGAAUCAAUGGUUCUAUCCCUUCAAAAAUUGGAGAUUGGAAGACUUUGUCUAAUUUAGAGGGGCUCAUUCCUAAUCAAAUCAGCAAUCUUCUGAACCUAGACCAAGUAGAUCUCAGAAACAAUAAUUUGUCAGGUGUUAUUCCAUUUAAUCUUCUUAGGUCAUUAUAUCAUGCAAGUUUCACUUGUGAUGAAAUAGACAGUUCGACAUUUAGGGAGGUAUUUGGUGGCAACAAAAAUUUAACGCCCUACUUUUGCUUUCCAUUCUAUUCUCCGGCAACCUAUUCUUCAGUGAAAAAAAGUUACAAUCUCCAGAUAUUUCUACCUGUUUCCGUACUCGUUGCUUUUUUUCUUCUUAGGUGUUUAUUAUUAUUGUGGAGGUAUAAGGUGAAGGUCAACCCAACUAGCGUACUGCAAGCAACCAAGAAUGGAGACCUGUUCUCAAUAUGGAACUACGAUGGAAAGAUUGCUUAUGAAGACAUCAUAGCAGCAACAAAUUAUUUUGACAUUCGAUACCGCAUUGGAAGUGGUGGUUACGGAAGUGUCUACAGAGCACAGCUACCCAGUGGAAAAGUAGUUGCAUUGAAGAAGCUUCAUCGACUUGAAGCUGAGAAGCCGGCUUUCGAUAGGAGUUUUAGAAAUGAGAUAAAAUUCUUAACGGAAGUUCAACAUCGAAACAUUGUGAAACUACAUGGGUAUUGUCUACAUAAACGAUGCAUGUUUUUGAUUUAUGAAUACAUGGAAAGAGGAAGCUUGUUUUUCAUACUAGGUGAUGAUGUUCAAGCUGUGGAAUUGGAUUGGACAAAACGAAUGAACAUUAUCAAGAGCACGGCUUACGCUUUAUCUUACGUGCAUUUUGAGUGCACACAAAUAAUAGUUCAUCGAGACAUCUCAAGCAACAACAUUCUGUUAAACUCGGACUUGGAGGCUUUUGCCUCUGACUUUGGGACUGCUAGAAUCAUAGAUCCUGAUUCUUCAAAUCAAACAAGGCUUGUUGGCACUUAUGGCUAUGUAGCUCCAGAACUUGCUUACACAAUGGUUGUGACUGAAAAAUGUGAUGCUUAUAGUUUUGGAGUUUUGGCAUUGGAAACAUUGGUGGGAAAGCAUCUUGUAGAAAUUUUGUCUUUGUUGUCAGCACCAUCUUCUUUGCAAAAUAUAAUGUUAACUGAUGUAUUAGAUCCACGCCUCUCACCUCCAACAAGCCAGCUGGUUGCACAGAAUAUUGUUCAUGUAGCUACAAUAGCAUUUGCAUGUCUACAAGCUGAUCCAAAUUUACGGCCAACAAUGAAACAUGUCAUUAAUUCUCCAAUUGGGGAAAAUGUGUUCUGUUUUCCAUGUUAA
This is a messenger RNA of Theobroma cacao (cacao), 1974 nucleotides long. Lineage: Eukaryota; Viridiplantae; Streptophyta; Magnoliopsida; Malvales; Malvaceae. The record is from RefSeq and is a predicted model, not a curated record.